AAAACACUGACUAAUCCAGCCAAACUGGAUAAUGGAGGAGAAAGUGUGUGAAGAUCUAAGGACAUUCAUAUGCAAUGAUGAAUUCUCCCAAGAACACCUCAGUAUCAGUGAGCCCCUCUGGUGAAAUAGUGGAGGGCAGUUCAGUGAUUCUGACCUGCAGCAGCGAUGCCAACCCACCAGUGCAGAACUACACCUGGUUUAAGAAGAAUGAAACUGGAGUCUGGCAGGCUGGAUCAGGACAGAGUCUGGACAUUUCUAACUUUAGAUCCUGGAACAGUGGACACUACUACUGUCUGUCAGAGAACAAACAUGGACCUCAGAACUCUACUGCUCUACUGGCCACAGUGCAAGGAGGUCAGACUGUGGCUGUGGCUGCAGCUGUGGGAGUCGGUGCCAUUGUGGCUCUCGUGUUUCUUGGUGUUGUCUGGGUGAGCAGGAGAAGAAAAUCAACAAAUGUGACAGUGCACACAGAAGGGGACAGGGAGGGGAAUAAAGGCCCCAUUUAUAGCAACGUCUCAGGGACGCCAAUGAGUCACACUGAAACCCUGUGUACAGACAGAGGAAACGGUGAAUUUCCCCUCUACUCCUCUGUACAACCUUCUAACACACACAACCAAGAAGAGCUUCUAUACUCCACUGUGUGCUGCCCUCAGAGUGAGGACGAGGUUCAGUACGCCAUCGUCCAGUUCCUCCCGUCUGGUGCUGGCCCCAGGCCACCAGCAUCGACAGUGACGGAAGACUGCGUUCUCUACAGCACAGUUUAAACAUGAAAAUAAAGCGUCCACAUCUCUCCUUUCACAAACCUUGGGCCGACGCUGGUUAUGCAGUGUGCAUAUGGAUACAGUAUCUCUUUUAAUGUGCGAGCAUUUCCUGUGUUUUAAUAAGCAAAUAUUCUGUCUGGAUAGCAAUCCUCAAGCAUCAACAUCCUUCGCUUGGAAUCAACCAAAUAUGUACCUGAUGACAUGAUGUACCUUAUGACUAAAAUAAUUGAUUAUAAUAUUGAAAAGUUGU
Molecule: messenger RNA, 1011 nt
Organism: Conger conger (European conger)
Lineage: Eukaryota; Metazoa; Chordata; Actinopteri; Anguilliformes; Congridae
Product: B-cell receptor CD22-like
Exons: 6
Coding region: 75-764 (229 amino acids)
Source: RefSeq, a predicted model, not a curated record